Prunus armeniaca (apricot) is the source of this 381-nucleotide messenger RNA. The record is from the annotation of a GenBank genome assembly. NCBI's taxonomy places the organism in Eukaryota, Viridiplantae, Streptophyta, Magnoliopsida, Rosales, Rosaceae.
AUGGUGUGGUGGGGAUGGGAAGAAGUUUACAAUGGGGUGCAAAAGAUACACUCAGAUUAUGGGAGUGUUGAGAUAAGGAGGAAGAAGCAUUGGGAGAUGAUGAAGGAAAUGGUUCACCAUCAAGUCCUCUGCAUGUGCAAUAUGAUGAGGGAUCCAAAAGAGAGCAACAAGUCAGUGGCUCCAGUUGCAAAGCGUGGGAGAAAAGCUGCUGGUCAGGGUGGCGGUGGAAUGAGGAGCCGAGGGAGGAAGAAGGCUCAUGAGGAGGAAGCACUACAAGGAAAAACCUUUUUGGCGACCACCACGUUUGGUCGCGAAAAGGCUUUAUUUCGUCGCAAAAACAAUUUCGCGACGAAAUAUUUUCGUCGCCAUAAUGGUCGCUGA